GGGUGAGGAAGUAGGUAAGGAUGAAAUUGUAAGUAUUAACCAUGUGGAUUUCUGUUUUAGGUGCGUUCUCUUCAAGCCACAUUUGGAGAAUUUGAAUCCAUGAUGAAAAUUGCUCAGCAGAAGCAGGAGGUUACUGAGAAGGCUGUUAAGCAAGGGGAGAGUGAAAUAAACCGGAUCAGUGAAGUGCUUCAGAAGCUGCAAAAUGAAAUUUUGAAAGACUUGUCUGACGGCAUCCACAUGGUGAAGGAUGCAAGGGAACGAGACUUCACAUCUCUGGAAAACACAGUGGAAGAGAGACUAACGGAACUAACCAAGUCUAUAAAUGAUAACAUAGCUGUAUUCACUGAAGUCCAGCAAAGGAGCCAAGAUGAAAUCAACAACAUGAAAGCAAAGGUUAACUCACUAGGAGAAGCAGAUGUGUACAAACAUGAAAUUAAGGUGCUAAAAGAUGCUUUUGAUGAGAUGCAAGCAUCCAUGAAAACCAGAGAAAAGGACAUAGAGGCCUUGAAGAGUACAAUAGACUCCAUGGAGUCUGAUGUGUAUACUGAAGUGAAAGAGCUAGUCAACCUCAAACAAGAACACGAGAAAUUCAAAGAGGCUGCGGAUACCGAACACCUUUCAUUAAAAGCUUUACAAGAGAAAGUUCUGAGAGCUGAGGAUUCUAUUAUGCACUUCCCUGAUGACAUUAAAAGACUUGAUGAAGAUUUACUGCAAGUUAAAGCUGACCUUACCAAAUGGGAAGAAAAUGAACUCUUCAGAAAAGCAUUAGAAACUUUUGGGAAGAACAGUGAAGGACUGGAGUCUCGAUUGAGGCACAUAGAAGACAGCCUGAAGUCACUAACUUCUGAUGCUGCUCAAAACAGUGAAAAGUUGCAAUCUUUCUUUUCCAAGGAGGCAGAAUACGAGAAUAAGCUCAGAACCCUAGAACAAAGCAUUACUGCUCUUCAGGGGAUCUCAGAUAUGGACAUAACUUCUGUCACAGACAUUCUGAAAAAUCUUGGUGAAACACAGACCUCGCUGUACAAUGAUGUGGAAAACUUGAGGAGAAGCAUCAGUGACCUGCCAUCCUCUGGUGCUCUUCAGGAUGUCCAGAAACAAAUUAGUACUUUGCUGGAUCAAGGAAAUCUUCAGGCGGGUCAAGCACAUUCUCAAGGCUAUCUUGAAAAAUUUUCUUCUGUGGAAGGCUCUGUAGAUGAACUGAGAUCUUCUGUCAGCCAGGUUGAUUCUGAUUUGAAAAUGAUAAGAACUGCAGUGGAUAGUUUAGUCUCCUACUCGGUGAAAAUUGAAAAUAAUGAGAACAACUUGGAGUCUGUGAAGAGCUCAAUAGAUGACCUGAGGAAUGAUCUGGAAAGGUUGUUUGUGAAAGUAGAAAAAAUACAUGAAAAAGUUUAGGCAGUGGUGCUCCUUGUGCAAAUAAUGGAUCAAGGAGAAUAGCUUUUGUAUGCCCAGUUUUUUACUCUUUUUAAAAGCAAUUUGAUACCUCCAAAGAGAAUAAGAAUACUUUAAUAAUAGAGACAGUUCUGCUUAUUUCCUUUAUUUCUCUUUUGUGUAGUGUUUUUGGUUUUUUGUUUACUUUUUUUUUUAAAUUUUGUUUUAAGAAAACCUGAGUUUAGUUGGGGGUUGAGUUUCUAAGGGCUCAUCUUCUCUAUAAAGUUGUACCGCUGUAACUGUAGUGGUGUAACUAAGGCACUACGGCCUUGUUAGCAUGGGCACAUAUUUAAUGGCAUGAAGUGAAGGUGUUUCACACUAUGACACUAGAUACCCCACACAGAAGGGCUACAGCUGUUCGUGUAUGAUAAGCAUAGUGCUGUACAGACUGGGAAUUUUACUAGUAUGUUUUGGUUUAAGAGACAAAUGAACAAAACUACAACUACACCCCUAUCUUAAACUGUUUAGGCUGGUAAACUUAAGUGUGGACCAGGUUUGAAGCAGCUCGUCUGUUUCUACAGUAUGGGACUCGGCCAUGUGGUCAGUUUACCAGGCAUCAGUUGAGCUGUAGUAUCUUUCUGUGAGUCCUUCACCUGUACCAAGGAGCUAACAAGGGGUUAGCUGAACCCCAAGAGGGAAGCUUUGAAGUAAAUACGUUGCCUGGGGCUAAGACCCAAGAGGGGUGUCCCACCAGGUGGCUGGAGAGAUUCCUUCUGUGUGAUCACAGGCUUCUUUCCCAGCAUCUUCAGGUGCUGGUGCAGAAGAUCAGUGCUUAGAAGGGACAUCUGAAGGAUGGGAUUAGUUUCAAGAGGGUACAGUAAUAUUUUUGUCAUACUUUUGGGCUGUUUACAUAAUGAGGCUGUGUCUUUCCUGGAAAGGCCUAAUUUUUCUGUGCUAGAGGAUUUUCUGUAAAAAUGCUCAUGAAUUUGAAUGAGGGAAGAGAAGGACCAAAAUUGCACCUCUCGUGUUCCAUGUAUAGCAAGCAUGCUAACAAUAAUAGUACACUCCAAAACACACACGGGGGAAAAUCACCAUGAAAUCAGCAGAAUUGCUUCUAAGGCAUAUACAUUUCCAAGUUUUCACACAGCUGACAGUGACCUGAACUCUCGUUACAUAUUCAGGACUUGGUGCCUGAUUCUUGUCACCGUUGUCACCAGGUGCCUGCCUGGGAUGUUGGUAGCAAAGGAUCCUUCUAGGAGCUGGUUGAGAGUGAGGAUAAAAGUGUCGUCAUUCUCUCGAUGUUCAUUUAAAAACCACUUCCCCAUGGAACUUGCUUGGUUUUCUGUCUUUUUGGAAAGGAUUUCUAAUAGCCCUCCUUUUCAAGUUUACUUUUGAACUUUAUCCAAAGAUUUGGUAAAAGGGUCUAUGCACGGGUACCUUGGAAAUAGGUCGUGUGCAUCACACCCACCUCAGCCUGCACUAGCCAGAUCCGUGGCUACUUUAGAAGAAUAAUACCCAGAAGCAGCACCUCCCACAAGUGGAGUGCUUGUGGGAACAGUCCUGAGUUCUCCUCGGUAAACAAGAUGCUGAACCAUAUCUAGUGUUCUGUAAACAGGAAAGAAUUGCUGGCAAAGAAAGAGGGACCGACGGCACUAAGGUAACUGUUGUCACUGUUGGAACUGCACUGUUCUUUGUUGACUUCUCAAGUUCUUGAACAAUGUUGUUUAGGUUACUGUGAAAUGAACUGUAUGGCUUAUUUGCGGUAUUUUUAAUACAUAAUAAACAUUUGGAAUAUUCUUUGCA
Calidris pugnax (ruff) is the source of this 3171-nucleotide messenger RNA. It is a transcript of the gene CKAP4, whose product is annotated as cytoskeleton-associated protein 4. Gene Ontology annotation, cellular component: rough endoplasmic reticulum. NCBI's taxonomy places the organism in Eukaryota, Metazoa, Chordata, Aves, Charadriiformes, Scolopacidae. The record is from RefSeq and is a predicted model, not a curated record. Bases 100 to 1392 code for a protein of 430 amino acids. The transcript has a single exon.